Ctenocephalides felis (cat flea) is the source of this 1387-nucleotide messenger RNA. RefSeq lists its product as uncharacterized. The record is from RefSeq and is a predicted model, not a curated record. The transcript has 4 exons. Bases 274 to 1221 code for a protein of 315 amino acids. Lineage: Eukaryota; Metazoa; Arthropoda; Insecta; Siphonaptera; Pulicidae.
CAGAUAAGAUUACAAGCAAACUCGACCAAUAUUGCCGAACAUUCAUUUAAUAUAUCAUUUUUUUGAGUCAACUUGAUCUACGGACCGCGUGCCGGCGACCGUCCUAAAAUCCGACAGAAAUUAAAAAAUAAAACAAUAGUUCUUGACAAUUUCAUUAAUAGUAAAAGUGAUAAUAAAUAAGGCUGGUGAAGUCGCGACAUAAGGAAAAAGUUGGGAGAAGGGAUAAUAAUAGUGAUAUAUUUCGCGAAGUGUUGGGUGAACUGCAUAUAGUACAUGAUGAAGAUAUUUUUAGUGUCUAUCAUUGCGGUUCUGUCUAUUGUAGGCGGAGUUUCUGCGCAGACUACCCAAGAUGUAUCACUUCAAAAUCAAACAGUAAAUGAAUUUGAUGGGAUAAAUAAUUCAUCAGAAGAGACCACAUUGUCGGUAUCAUCCUCAGAAAAGAAUGAAACGCAAGACACUGAAUCUGGUUGUGAUAAAUCAAUUGGCUGUAGCACGACAGAACUUUAUGGCCAGAAUUUGAAUGAUACGAAUUCGACAGUUACUUCUAAUAUGAUCGCUGAUACUACGAUGUCUACAAGUGAUGAUACUAUUAAUAGUGCAGAAAUUAAUUCGACUGAAAGUUCAGAAGUUGCUGAAACUGAUGAAUCUGAAGAGCAAACCAGUGAAACACCUAUGGAUCAAACAAAUUCAAGUACAAUUGUUACAGAAGAACCAAUUAUUGAAACGAAAGUGUCCGAUGAAAAUUUGGCUCCAAACGUGGUAGACACUAUGUCUAGAAAAGUUUCAGACAGCGAUGAUGAAGCAAUCUCGGAAAUCGCGGAAAUACCAGUAGUUGUUACUGAAAAUAUCAUUGAGGAAAAAGUAGUCAAAACUAAAAUUGAGGAAGUGGAGUCUACCGUCGCAACAAAAAUCGACAUUGAAAGUAAAUCGGAAGAUAUGAAAAUAGCACCUUCUAUUCUAACGAAAACUGAAAAAGAACAAAUUUUGGAAGAAAAAGAUGAGGGUGAAGUAAUGCAAGCAUCUGCUGUUGGGGGUGGUACAGCGCUCGAUACUAUACUUAUUGGUGUAAUUCUGGUCGUGAUUGGGGUGGUAAUAGCUGCAGUUGUUAUCAAAAAGAGUUGGCCCAAAAUCAGGAGAAGCAUGGGAAAUGGUGGAAACAGACAAAAUCGACAGCAGCACGAACCACCAUUGCCCGAAGAAAUGCCUCUGAAUAAAGUCUGAUCUUCUUACCAGAGAAUGUAACAAAAACGGACGAAGAAUUCAGGAUUUUACAUUCCAAAACAAAAUUAACUGAGGCAAAUUUUUUAGGAAGCAAAAAUUUUCAGGAAAAUAUUUUUCUGAUUCUAGAGUCAUUUAUUUUUAAUGGUAUUUUAAUUUAUAUUUUAUG